Bacidia gigantensis is the source of this 1062-nucleotide messenger RNA. RefSeq lists its product as uncharacterized. The transcript is spliced from 2 exons. The coding region runs from base 1 to 1062 and encodes 353 amino acids. Lineage: Eukaryota; Fungi; Ascomycota; Lecanoromycetes; Lecanorales; Ramalinaceae. The record is from RefSeq and is a predicted model, not a curated record.
AUGACCUCCUGGCUUCGCCGAUUGUCGAGGGAUCGCUCAUCCAAAGAUCACGGCGAUCUCCCCAUGCCUUCGCGCCCGAUGCCGCACAAUGUAGACAGUUCCCCUACACAACCUUACAAAGAUACCCAAUACUCUUCAGACUUUAAUUCUCAGGACAAAUUGCAGACAUAUCGACCAGCUACUGCAGGCGAACCAUCUUACAGCCAAAUGCAUCCAGCUCCGUUGCAAACAACUCACGAUCCAGAACCAAGAGGCCGCAGCAUGGACCCGGCGCCAGACCCCUUGACCAAAGCCUUCAAUGACGCAAUCCGGCCUUACAAAGAGGAGAUAGAAGACCUCCGCGGGCAGGUGGAAGACGCUGCCUAUCGUCUACAAACACUGGAGGACGAGCGCGCAGACAUGCACGCGUGGAUCGACAAACGUGGUCUCCGCGCCGACGUGCCUCCCUCGAUCUCUUCAGCAAUGAACGUUGACCCUGCCGCUGCCGCUACGCUCAACUACCAACUCGACCGCAAAAUGACCGUUUUGAACCAUGACCUACACCGAUUGCAGGAUUCCGUCUCGACUCACCUUCCUACCGCAACAUUUGCUUCUACACUGGCGCAAUUGAUCCCACCAGUUGAGGAGCUCUCGCGCCUGCCCGGCGGCUCCCCGCUUGCUUUUGAGCUCCUUAUCAAGCUCGGCGGCAAUUUGAACUCGCAUGGCGGAGAUGAAGGCUGGAACAACGACGCAGACUCUGCAUCGCGCGCAGACUUCUACGCACGAUUGGAUGAAUGCAUGAUGGACGUGGUUAAGAUGCGGUUGAAGGAUUCUGACAGCGCAACUGGGAAUGGUGGCGUAGGGGGCACACAUCCCGAGGACGCUCCUCAUGUGCAAAAUGGAGGAGUAUCACAAGGAGAGAACUGGCAAGUUGGGAGAGACAUUAAGCGAUUGGAGAAGACAGGCCAAUUUCUAAGGAGUAAAUUAGGAUUGAGGGAGUACUUUCCCAGAAGCUUAGAGAUCAUGAGGCGCGGCGAGGGAGCGAGAAUGGAGAGGAGCUUGCCCUUGCAGGGGCGUGCGUAA